Molecule: messenger RNA, 2009 nt
Organism: Lactuca sativa (garden lettuce)
Lineage: Eukaryota; Viridiplantae; Streptophyta; Magnoliopsida; Asterales; Asteraceae
Product: 7-deoxyloganetic acid glucosyl transferase
Molecular function (GO): quercetin 3-O-glucosyltransferase activity; quercetin 7-O-glucosyltransferase activity
Source: RefSeq, a predicted model, not a curated record
GAGUCUGUUUUUGAUUGAAUCCAAGGGUAACUCUCCCCUCAUUUCUGCUGUGGCAAUUACGACUGUAUUCCUCGUAUUUAUCUGCACCCAAUGAAGAUUUUUAGUUUCUGGAUGAUUAUUGAACUUGUUAUUUCUACUUUUUAAGUGUGAAUUAAUCAUGUUCUUCCUUUCAAUCCGGUUGAAAUUUUGUUUCUGGGUUUAACUUGGAUGAAUUUGCUGUUGACGACACCUCCAUUGUGUUUUGGUUUAAGCUACCUGGUAGCAAUAUUGGGAUUAAGAGUUUUCUUUGGUUGGUUUACUCUAAUUUCAUUCUUGUAGCUGGACUUGGACAUGACGUGAUUUAGUAUUUUUAGAUAGAGUUAUGACAUGAAAUCAAUUAUCGAUGUUUCUUCUACAGAUUCAUAAACAACAAAAGCAAGCAACAAUUUCUGUGAUGGAUCAAGAAACAGUACUCCCACCUCAUGUGUUGAUAUUCCCGUUGCCAUUACAAGGCCCUGUGAACUCCACCAUCAAGCUAGCCGAGCUUCUUUGCCUUUCGGGUCUCCACAUCACCUUACUUCUCACUCAUCACAUCCACACCAGACUCCUCAAAUACUCAAAUAUACAGUCCCGUUUUAGCAGCUACCCAGGUUUCCACCUAGAAACCAUACCUGAUGGCCUUCCAGAAGACCAUCCUCGCUCCAUUGAUCGCUUUAUCGAAGUGUUGGAAUCUUUAAAAACCAAAAGCAGUAUCCUCUUCAAAGAUCUGCUGACCUCAGGCAAACUAAGUUCAGAUUCACGCAGACCAGUAACUUGUAUAAUUGCAGAUGGAACUAUGGGGUAUACCUGUGAUGUAGCUAAUGAAAUAGGAAUACCCAUUAUGUAUAUUCGUACAAUCAGUGUUUGUUGCCUGUGGGUUUUCUUCUGUCUUCCCAGCCUCAUUCAAUCCCGUGAAUUACCAUUCUCAGGAGACGACUUGGAUACACCCAUAAAGAACAUACCAGGCAUGGAAGAAUUCUUGAGACGCCGUGAUCUUCCAAUGUUUUGUCGUUUCAACCUGUCAGAUCCAAAUGUCCAAACCUAUCUCUCUGAAGGUACAGAGAACCCAAGAGCUCAUGGGCUUAUACUCAACACUUUUGAUGAUUUAGAGGGUCCAAUCGUCUCCCAAAUACGCACUUUCUGUCCAAAUUUAUACACCAUUGGUCCACUACACGCUCAUCUGAAGCUCAACCUAGAAUCCUUCUCCUCGUCACCGCCAUCUUCGAACAGUCUGUGGAAAGAAGACAUGAGCUGUAUUCCAUGGCUGGAUUCACAACCACCAAAAUCCGUGCUGUAUGUUAGCUUUGGAAGUCUUGCUGUAAUGACAAAGGAGCAAUACAUGGAGCUCUGGUACGGGUUGGUGAAUAGUGGUUCCCGUUUCUUGUGGGUCAUACGGCGACAUUCAGUCCUGAGUGAUGUCACUGAAAUCCCACCGGAACUUUCCAAAGGCACGGAGGAGAGAGGAUGCAUUAUUGAGUGGGCUCCGCAAGAGAAGGUGUUGGCCCACGGUGGUGUGGGUGGGUUUUUGACACACAGUGGAUGGAAUGCGACGCUCGAGAGUGUGGUUGAAGGUGUGCCGAUGAUUUGUUGGCCUUACUUUUUGGAUCAACAGGUGAAUAGUAGAUUUGUAGGGGAAGUGUGGAAGUUGGGUUUGGAUAUGAAGGAUACGUGUGAUAGAGUGAUUGUAGAGAAGAUGGUGAGGGAAUUGAUGGAGGAGAGGAAGGAUGAGUUUAGGAAGUCGGCGGAGGAGAUGGCGAAACUUGCAAAACAAUGCUUCAUGGAAGGUGGAUCGUCUUAUUGUAAUUUAGAACGUCUAAUUAAUGACAUCAAAGCAAUGUAAAAAAAAAACUGUUGAAAUUAAUUCGGUAAUGAAAUCCCAAAUCAUUCAUAAAUCCCCAACAAAUGGUAUUAUAUCAGAAUUUGGUUUUACAUCUAGAAGUGGUAUCAUCCUUCGCUUGUAAUCUAAUAUGACAUCAAUGUUGAAUUGUUGA